Molecule: messenger RNA, 2605 nt
Organism: Haplochromis burtoni (Burton's mouthbrooder)
Lineage: Eukaryota; Metazoa; Chordata; Actinopteri; Cichliformes; Cichlidae
Product: GON-4-like protein
Biological process (GO): regulation of DNA-templated transcription
Cellular component (GO): nucleus
Molecular function (GO): transcription coregulator activity
Source: RefSeq, a predicted model, not a curated record
CUUUGAGGCACCGUUAGCCAACAUGCUAACAGAGCGGCGGCAGACGGUCAGAAAGCAGUACGAAGCUCAGCAGCAGCGGAGAGCCUUGCAGGACACGACCAAUCACCUCUCCUCAACUCUGAAGGACACACCCACCCAACCUCACAAUACCAUUGCUUCUGUCUUAGUGCUGCCGCGUCGCAUUGGCCCCUCCCUCCAACUGGACCACACCCAGAAACUGCAGCUACAGCACCAGCUGCAGCAGCAUGUGCAACUGCUGACACAGGUUCACCUGCUGAGUCGCCACAUUGCUGCCCUGAAUCAUGAAGCCUCCAUCACCAAACGCUACCUGGAGGAGCUGCAGCACUUCGCACAUCAUCAGGAGCAAGGCUGCGCCUUCAGCUGUUUCAGGGCAUGUAACCUGCAGGGUGCACUGGACCUCCUGCACGAGGUGGAGCAGAGGGACGAGCCUCCACCUGCUCCUCCCACUCGAGCCUCCAGACGCUGGCUCCCCCAGAUGACCCCUGCAACCAACAGUCUUGCCUUCCCUCUGCUGCCUGCCGACACCGCCUGGCUGUUCGCCACACGACCCGUGUUCCUAUACCCAGAACUACUUCCUGUCUGUAGCCUAGACCCCGCCCUCCACAGCAGGAACCUGAGAACAUUAUACACGCCAGGAGAGGAUUGUCUCAUCGUUCUCGGCCUGAAACACUUUGAGGGAGCAUUUCAGUCCGACGAGCUUAUCAGUUCAUACCUGCUCUGUAAGAGUCGAUGGAACUUCAGGAAGCACGUCAGAGAGAUGAGCAGCCCAAGAGCACCUGACAAUGUCAUCAAGACAUUUGUGACGAAGGGCGUCGUCCCGCCGCUGCCACUCGCCUGCAGCAGAGUCCAGCAGGAAGACCAGCGCCCCCCGGUGGACAGAGAUGGUGAAAACAUGCCAAACUGGCUCAAGAACAGUCGCCCAAGCAUCCAGAAGACCCGCUCAGAUGCCCGUUACCCCUCCUGGCUUCCUCCAGGCUGCACUCUCAGGCUCCACCCCAAUUAUAUCAACAGGUACCGCCCCCGCCCCCGCACCCACAGGCGCGUCUUCGCAUUGGCUCAUAAUGAAUCUCUGCUGCCACUCGCCAAAGCACAGGAGGAUCUGCCGGUGGAGCCACACGGAGAGAAACAGGUGGACAUGCGCUUUUUACCUGUUUCAGGCGUCACGUUAUUUUCUGCCCCCACUGCUGUGUCAGGAGCCCUACCAUUGGCACCAGCUUCUAUCUCUGGAGCGGUCCCACUGACUGCUGCUCAUCCAGGCCCCGCCCACCCCGUGUGUGCCAAGGUGAUGCAGUCCUGCCUUCCUAUUGGCCAAAAUACACCACAUACCGUGUCUGCACAGGAGAGCCCCACCCCCUCGACACUUCUACUGCCCAUUCCCUCUCUCACAAGUCCUAGCACUACAAACACACUGAAGCCGGGCUGCCUCCUCCUCCAGAUGGUGUGGACUCCCCCAGCUCCUCCCACCUCCCCCCAAAAUGUUUUGGAGCAUCACAUCCACGGGCCAAUCAAUGGGCAGCAGGAAGAGGUCUUUUCUAAGCAGGAAAAGCUAAAGCAGGAAGAGGAGAGCAUGGUCUUGGUAUCAACACUCAGCCUGACGUCAUGUACAGGAGAUGUGGAAGAAGAGGAGAGGCGGGAGGAGCAGAGACAGGAACAGGAGGAAAAGGCAAUUGUUAUUGGUGUCAGUUUGAAUGGAGGAGAAAACAAUGGUCAGGAGCAGGAGCAGUGGGGACGGGGAGGAGAGGGGGGAGAAGGAGGCGAAGCAGGUGAGAAUGAGCAGGGUGGAGAGGAAGAGGAAGGGAGACAGAGGGAGGAGAGGAGUGGAGCGAGAGACGACAGUGGAGGGAAGGAUAAGGACGAAGAUCAGGACCGGCAUGGAGAUGAUGAUGAUGAUGAGGACUUUGAUGACCUCACACAGGAUGAAGAUGAGGAAGAAGUGAUGUCAUCAGCAUCAGAGGAGUCUGUUCUGUCGGUUCCAGAGUUACAGGAGACAAUGAAGCAGCUGACGUGGCUUGCGGCGGAGCAGCGGCUCUGUACAGAUGGCGACUCAGAGGAGGAGCACUCUCCCACCUCUCCUGGGUCGCAGGAGGAGGAAGAGGAAGAGGAGGAGGGGCCAAAAGGAGAGGACUCAGGGGAGGGGCGGAGCAAAAAAGUGGGUUUAGAUGAGGAGACGCCGUCCAGAGAGCGGACGCCUGGAGGAGUAGGGGGGCGAUGUCCCGGACGAGGACGAGGCCGAAGCCAACCUCAUCGUGGCCUCAGGAGGAGCCGUCAGGAGCGCCACAGCAAAGAUGGCGCCAAACUGCUGCUGCUGUAUGACGAAAACAUCCUGGACAACGACCCGCACAGAGAGAGCAAAGACAUGGCGUUCGCACAGAGUUACCUCAGCAGGGUGCGUGAGGCACUGCAUGAUGUACCUGAGCAGGUGGAGGAGUUUGUGUCUCUGCUGAGUGAGUUUGAGCAGGUGGGAGAUGGACAGGAAGUGAUGCAGCUGUUCAGGAAACUGCGCUGCAUCCUGGGAAACCGGACAGACCUCCUCCAAGACUUCGCCGCUUUUCUGCAUCCUGACCAGGCGCUGCUGUGUGGACUG